CCCGCUCGUGCUGCAGCUGCGGUCAUGAUGACCACGUCCGCCUCCCGCAGACCAUGUUCCAUGUUUCUUUUAGGUAUAUCUUUGGAAUUCCUCCCCUGAUCCUCGUUCUGUUGCCAGUCGCGUCAUCUGAUUGUGAGAUUGAAGGUAAAAGUGGUGAAGAGUAUCAGCAUGUUUUCAUGGUCAGCUUCGAAAGCAUCCUGGACAAGAUAAGAGAAAAUGAUAGCAAUUGCCGGAAUAGUGAACCUAACUUUUUUAAAAAGCAUUCAUGUGAUGAAGAUAAGGAAGCUAUGUUUUUAAAAACUGCUGCUCGCAAGUUGAAGCAAUUUCUUAAAAUGAAUAUCAGUGAGGAAUUCAAGCUCCACUUAUCAAUAGUUUCACAGGGCACUUUAAAACUGUUGAACUGCACCGGGAAGGAUAAAGAAAAAAAACAACCUUCCCUGGGUGAAGCUCAACCCACUAAGAAUUUGGAAGAGAAAAAAUCUUCAAAGGAACAGAAAAAACAGGAUGAAAUGUGUUUCCUAAAGAUACUACUAGAAAAGAUAAAAACUUGUUGGAAUAAAAUUUUGAGCGGCACUAAAGAACAUUGAAAAAUAUGGCAUGGCCAUAUAAAAACAUGAACUAGGGUUGCAUCCUUCAGGAAUCAACCUGCUCGUGCAAUUUUUUGGGGACAGAACGCCUCCUAGAAGUUACUGAAUGCGUCCUGGUAAAAAUGGGUUAGAGCAAUUGAGAAAUACAUACUGUGGUACUAGAAGGGACACAAACAAUGGAAACUGAAUGCUGCAAUCAACAAACUCUUUCAUGUGUAAGUGGACAUAUAUCAGCUAGUGUUAAUUUUGGGUUGAUUUUUAUAAGAUGAUCCAUGUAGGGUAUUAGCUGCAAUAAAACAUUUUCA
Molecule: messenger RNA, 892 nt
Organism: Molossus molossus (Pallas's mastiff bat)
Lineage: Eukaryota; Metazoa; Chordata; Mammalia; Chiroptera; Molossidae
Gene: IL7
Product: interleukin 7
Exons: 7
Coding region: 54-587 (177 amino acids)
Biological process (GO): immune response
Cellular component (GO): extracellular region
Molecular function (GO): interleukin-7 receptor binding; growth factor activity
Source: RefSeq, a predicted model, not a curated record